UCUGGCUAGGGCAGUGCGCGGAGCUCCGGCUGCUGGUGGGGAGCGGCGGCCGGAUCCGCAGCGCCGGCGGCGGCUACGGCGGGAGCAGCACAACCGGCAAAAUACAAUAGAGGCAACAGCAGAAGGGAGCCCGCGGUCCUCUCCCGUAAACACACUCCGCUCCGCCGCCGCCUCCCCCUCGGCACCGCGCGCGGUGCUGCCUGGCGCCCGAGGCCGCUCGGACUGCUAUGUAACCGCGAGACGGCGGGAGCAAGGGGGCCGGGGAGAAGAGGUCAGCCCGUGGGAGGCUGUGGGGGCCAAGUUUGCGGCCACUUCGGCACGCGCUUUCCUUAGCCCCCGCUUGCCCCUUCCUGCAGCCCGGCUGGCCCAGGGGUCCUUUGCCUCCUCGCGUGCCCGGCGACCAUGGUGACGGUGGAGGAGCUGCGGGAGAUGGACUGCAGCGUGCUCAAAAGGCUGAUGAACAGGGAAGAGAACGGCGGCGGCGCGGGCGGCAGCGGCGGCCACGGCGCCCUGGGGCUGCUGAGCGGCGGCAAGUGCCUGCUGCUGGACUGCAGACCGUUCCUGGCGCACAGCGCGGGCUACAUCCGAGGCUCGGUCAACGUGCGCUGCAACACCAUCGUGCGGCGGCGGGCUAAGGGCUCCGUGAGUCUGGAGCAGAUUCUGCCCGCCGAGGAAGAGGUGCGCGCCCGCCUGCGCUCCGGCCUCUACUCGGCGGUCAUCGUCUACGACGAGCGCAGCCCGCGCGCCGAGAGCCUCCGCGAAGACAGCACCGUGUCGCUGGUCGUGCAGGCGCUGCGCCGCAACGCCGAGCGCACCGACAUCUGCCUGCUCAAAGGUGGCUAUGAGAGGUUUUCCUCCGAGUACCCAGAAUUCUGUUCCAAAACCAAGGCCCUGGCAACCCUCCCACCUGCUGUGCCCCCCAGCACCGCGGAAUCCUUGGACGUGGGCUGCAGCUCCUGCGGAACCCCGCUGCACGACCAGGGGGGUCCUGUGGAGAUCCUUCCCUUCCUCUACCUCGGCAGUGCCUACCACGCUGCCCGGAGGGACAUGUUGGACGCCCUGGGGAUCACGGCCCUGCUGAAUGUCUCCUCUGACUGCCCGAACCACUUUGAAGGACACUACCAGUACAAGUGCAUCCCGGUGGAAGACAACCACAAGGCAGACAUCAGCUCCUGGUUCAUGGAGGCCAUCGAGUACAUCGAUGCGGUGAAGGACUGCCGCGGCCGCGUGCUGGUGCACUGCCAGGCGGGCAUCUCGCGCUCGGCCACCAUCUGCCUGGCCUACCUGAUGAUGAAGAAGCGGGUGCGGCUGGAGGAGGCCUUCGAGUUCGUCAAGCAGCGGCGGAGCAUCAUCUCGCCCAACUUCAGCUUCAUGGGGCAGCUGCUGCAGUUCGAGUCGCAGGUGCUGGCCACGUCGUGCGCCGUGGAGGCCGCCAGCCCCUCGGGGCCCUUGCGGGAGCGGGGCAAGGCCACCCCCACGCCCACGUCGCAGUUCGUCUUCAGCUUCCCGGUGUCGGUGGGCGUGCACGCGGCCCCCAGCAGCCUGCCCUACCUGCACAGCCCCAUCACCACCUCCCCCAGCUGCUAGGGCCGCGGGGAGCCCCGACCCGACCCCCGCCGCCGGCUCUCCGCGGGGCUGGCGGGGACUGUUGGCGCGAGAGCCCGGCCGCCAGGCUCCCCGCGUGCCCUCCUGCGGCGCCAGCUAGAAUGGCAAUAAGGACUUCGAAUCCACCUUACGAGCCCACAACACACUCCAGCCUAGAGCAAUAACGGCUGCCUCCGCGGGCAGGGAGGACCUCGGUCUGGUUUGUGCGUCCGUGUUACUUUUCAGAUAGGAAUUUCUUACCUCAUUUUUUUAAGCAGUAAGGCUUGAAGUUAUGAAACCCACAGAUCCUGGCAAAACGUGCCCACCCGGUUUUAUUGAGGGUGGGGAGGGGGCGCGGGGGUGGGAAGGGGACAAAAAGAAAACAAGUUUGCCAGAAGUGCCUGGUUCUGUGUGCUUCCUUCUCUUUUGUUCUUGUAACGGGUUUUGGUUGCGGUUCUGUUUUUUAAAGACAUCUUCCAGGAGAUGAUUUUCCUUGUGAAGUCACCAACAGGUGGAUAAUGAUGCUUAAUAAUAAAUAAAAGUAUUUAUUAAGAAGUUCCUCAGAAUAUGUAAGUGCAAGGAGCCUAGGGAUGAUGGUGAACUUGGGAUGUAUUUAUGUCCUGCCCCCGUCAAGGCAGUUAGGAGCCGGACGGUAUCUCCCAGGUACAGACCAGGUAGCGGGAGGGUCAGUGGGCACUGGUUGCCACUGAGAAGCAGGCAGAGUGGGGUGGCAGGAGGAAAAAAGGAAGGACCUGCUUUCUGACUUCUUUGAAGCUGGUUCCCAGGCACGGGACACGAAAGCGGCUCUUGGUCCCAGUGACACGACUUUUUCUUGAGAUCCGUGAUUUAAUUUGGUGAUGGGAGCCUCUUCUCCCAGACCUGCGGGAAAGCUCGCCUAUGCCCUGGAUUAAGUGCUGUGUGGUAAAAGGUGCUUCUGGAAAAUUCGGGGCAGCUGAGAUUGUCCUCCAUGGAGUGAGGCCCUUGGGGCAAGCAGCUAACUGGAGAUGAACCGGACGGGAAUCCUCUGGCAAUUGGAAGCACCGUCUUGUCUUCUGCACACUUCGGUAUUUGUAAUGUUAGAGGGAAGUACAGCAGUUCUUGCCUUCUUGAAAUUCCUGGUGUAGCUGAAUAUUUUUCAAGGCCCUUCCUUGAAGAAGAAGAGGGUUUUGGAUACCAUGUUUCCCGUCUUGAAUGGAAGACGGUGUGAGUGAGAAGCUGGCUAGACCCUUUUUGGGAGCUGGCUGCUGGGCUGCUUUCCUGGGCACCUUGAGCCUUGCUCCCAUUUUGGGAUCCUUCUUGGGUUAAUGCUGUUUUAAGGGGCCUUUCCAAAUGGAGAUAAGGCUCUUGGAGGGAGAAGGAUGUUUGGUGCGGACUGGGAUUGGGGGGAGGGAGGAGGGAAGCUACAUGUCACUUCAUUUGUGGUAGUGUGGAACAGUGUUGUUACAGAGUGCCGCCUAGAGGUAUUUGCAGACUUGUCUAGAAAUGAGAGCAUGUUUGUUUUGGGGUUUCUUUUUUUGUUUUUGGUGUUUUUUGUUUUGUUUUGUUUUUUGGUGGCUUUUUUUUUUUUUUUUAGCCCCUUGUGAGUCUAGAUCUAAAUGAACAUUCUUGCUCAUCCAUAAAUAACUUCAAGCCUCGAUGUCAGAAUUGCGUUGGAAUGCCCUUUCUCACCCUGGCAUUCCAGACAGGACCAGGUUCCUUGCAUUUCCUUCCAUAAACAUGAACCUGUGUUGGCAUCACUCAUCCUGCCUUUGUCAAGCCCUGUCUUUGGGUGAGGCCGGACUUCCCGCUUCCUGUUUUUAGAAAAGCCAGAGGCCCCCUCCAUCCCUGGGAGCUGCUUGGCUGAAUAGGUAGGGGAGAGGUGAGGGGUUGAGGUUCCCGGGCCAUGGACCUAUUUAGAGAUGGCGCGAUUGGCCGUUCCCACUUUUUUCUUGAUUCCUAGAAGUUGCUCUGUGUUUUGUGAUGAGUGAGGUCGAGCAGUUCUGCAGCUGCAAGAGCUCUGGGUUCCAACAGCAGACAGACCUGGGGGGCGGG
Neogale vison (American mink) is the source of this 3615-nucleotide messenger RNA. It is a transcript of the gene DUSP4, whose product is annotated as dual specificity phosphatase 4. The record is from RefSeq and is a predicted model, not a curated record. The transcript is spliced from 4 exons. Lineage: Eukaryota; Metazoa; Chordata; Mammalia; Carnivora; Mustelidae. Bases 403 to 1587 code for a protein of 394 amino acids. Gene Ontology annotation, molecular function: protein tyrosine/threonine phosphatase activity; MAP kinase tyrosine/serine/threonine phosphatase activity. Gene Ontology annotation, cellular component: nucleus; cytoplasm. Gene Ontology annotation, biological process: protein dephosphorylation; endoderm formation; negative regulation of MAPK cascade.